This is a messenger RNA of Diaporthe amygdali, 978 nucleotides long. RefSeq lists its product as uncharacterized. The record is from RefSeq and is a predicted model, not a curated record. Bases 1 to 978 code for a protein of 325 amino acids. NCBI's taxonomy places the organism in Eukaryota, Fungi, Ascomycota, Sordariomycetes, Diaporthales, Diaporthaceae. Gene Ontology annotation, molecular function: methyltransferase activity. The transcript has 4 exons.
AUGGUUCAUCUGAUGACAAGCGCCAUGCUCGAUCCUUUCCACGCCGCAUCCUGCCAGUUGGUGGCUGCAUGUAUGUCGACCGAGAGCGAUUCGGCUGAUCACAGUGCAUGCUCAAGCCAAUUCUCCGUUUCGAGAUUAUCAUACACCUUGAUUAUGGCUCAAUCUGGAAUCCCACCACCACAGGCCAUACAUCACGAGCUGAGGACGGCAGAGAAUAGCGCAGGCUAUCUACUUCCUACACUUGCAGAGCUCCACAAGGCCAACCCAAGGCUGAGACUCCUAGAUGUUGGUGCUGGCUCCGGCACCAUCUCCGCCACGCUGGCUAAGGCAAUCCAGCCCGACGGACAUGUCACAGCCACCGAUAUAAAGGCGGAUAUCCUGCCACGUGCCAAAGCCGUUGCCGACUUGGCCGGGAUUACCAACAUUGAUUACCAAGAGGCUGAUGUGCUCAGCCGUCUGCCCUUCGAAGACUCGACAUUCGACGUGACUCAUUGCCACCAGGUACUCGUCCACCUCCCGCGGCCCGCUGAUGCAAUCCGCGAGAUGCUGCGUGUUACCAAGCCGGGAGGCAUUGUAGCGGCGCGGGAGGGCGACCUGGAGACCGAGUGUGUGUGGCCUGAUCUUCCUGGUCUGGCCAAGUUUCACACACUCACGGCUGCCGUUAUCAGCAUGGCUGGAGGAAGUCCUAAGGCGGGCCGACAGCUGUUAUCAUGGGCGCUACAGGCUGGAGUUCCCCGAGACCAGGUGACGCCGGGAUUAGGGUCUUGGUGUUACUCGGAGCCCCAAGAGAGGAAGGUCUGGGCUCAGGGCAUGGUUGACGCGCUGCAAAAGGGGCGGCUCCGCAGUGUUGGGCUCAGUUCCAAGCUCGCUACCGAGGACGAUCUGCAGGAAAUGGCGGCUGCGUGGGAGGAAUGGGCUAGUGCUGAUGGUGCCAUCCUGGGGAUGAUGCAAGGCGAGAUCCUUGUCCGAAAAGUAUAG